GUAUUUUUCGAAUUGGCUCUUUCUUUUACUUUUAACGUCGUCCAUCGGUUUCAGCCAUGGGCAAGUUUAUGAAACCAGGCAAAGUGGUGCUUGUGUUAAGUGGACGAUUUGCCGGAAGAAAGGCAGUCAUUGUUAAGAACCAUGACGAUGGUACACAAGACAAACCUUACGGACACGCCCUUGUAGCAGGAAUCGACCGCUACCCACGUAAAGUCACCAGAAAGAUGGGCAAGAAGAAGAUGAAGGACAGGUCCAAGCUCAAGGCUUUCUUAAGGGUGUACAACUACAACCACCUUAUGCCCACAAGAUACUCAGUGGAUGUUAACCUAGACAAAUCUGCUGUCAACAAAGAUGCUUUCAGGGACCCAGCUCUGAAACGUAAAGCAAGGAGGGAUGUCAAAGCUAAAUUUGAAGAAAGGUACAAGACAGGAAAAAACAAAUGGUUUUUCCAGAAGUUACGGUUCUAAACAGACAAUAAAUUAUAAAAAAAAAAAAAAAAAA
Molecule: messenger RNA, 501 nt
Organism: Magallana angulata
Lineage: Eukaryota; Metazoa; Mollusca; Bivalvia; Ostreida; Ostreidae
Product: 60S ribosomal protein L27
Exons: 5
Coding region: 57-467 (136 amino acids)
Biological process (GO): translation
Cellular component (GO): cytosolic large ribosomal subunit; ribosome
Molecular function (GO): structural constituent of ribosome
Source: RefSeq, a predicted model, not a curated record